ACUCGAAGCAGAGGCUGAGGCUAUUUGUUGCUGCGCCGCCACCGCCCGAGUCAUGGUCUGCUGUUCUCUCGGGCUCUCCUAGCAGCAGCCGCCGCCGCCGCCGCCGCCGCCCUGUGAUCUCCGGCUUCACCUCCUCCUCCACUCCUACUGAGCCACUUUUCCUCUCAGCGCCAUGACCGUCGUUUCUGUCCCACAGCGGGAGCCGCUUGUGCUGGGCAGCCGCCUUGCGCCCAUGGGUUUUUCCGCCCGCGGGUACUUCGGGGCCCUCCCGAUGGUUACCACUGCUCCGCCGCCUCUACCCCGGAUCCCGGACCCCCGGGGGCUGCCCCCCACCCUCUUCCUCCCGCACUUCUUAGGGGGAGACGGUCCCUGCCUGACCCCCCAGCCUCGCGCUCCGGCACCGCUGCCCAGCUGCAGCCUCGGCACGGCGGGGGGCAGCCCUCGAGCAGCACCAAAGAAGCGGCGAAAGAAGAAGGUGCGGGCCAGCCCGUCGGGGCAGCUUCCCAGCCGCUUCCACCAGUACCAGCAGCACCGGCCGAGCCUGGAGGGCGGGCGGAGCCCCGCGACGGGCCACGGCGGAGCACAAGUCCCGGACCAGGCCCAGGCCGUCGCCUGGGCCCCUGUUCCUGCGACCGCAGCCCGAACUGAGGAAGCGAGCCCUUUCCCUGGCGCGCUGCCGCCCGCGGCGCCCGGCCAGCCCUCGCUCAGAAGAGAGGUAUUAAAAUCAAAGAUGGGAAAAUCGGAGAAAAUUGCCAUUCCCCACGGCCAGCUUGUUCAUGGUAUACACUUGUGUGAACAACCAAAGAUAAACAGACAGAAAAGCAAAUAUAACUUACCACUAACCAAGAUCACCUCUGCAAAAAGAAAUGAAAAUAACUUUUGGCAGGAUUCUGUUUCAUCUGAUAUAAUUCAGAAGCAGGAAAAAAAGCCUUUUAAAAACACUGAGAAUAUUAAAAAUAAGCAUUUGAAGAAAUCAUCAUUUCUAACUGAAGUGAGCCAAAAGGAGAAUUAUGCUGGGGCAAAGUUUAGUGAUCCACCUUCUCCUAGUGUUCUUCCAAAGCCUCCUAGUCACUGGAUGGGAAGCACCAUUGAAAAUUCCAACCAGAAUAGGGAGUUGAUGGCAGUACACUUAAAAACUCUCCUAAAAGUUCAAACUUAGAUCUCAGAUUUCAAUAUGUAUGUAAAACAUAGCUUUUCCAAAACCCCUGAACUGUUGAAAAAGAAGUGGUACGUACAGAAAUGGAAAAUUGCCUUGUUGCAUCAUUACAAGGGCAAAAGAUGAAUUUAAAAAGUUACAGCUUGUAUUAUAUUUUAUAUUUUGUAAAUAACUGUAUACCAUGUAUUAUGUGUAUAUUGUUCAUACUUGAGAGGUACAUUAUAGUUUUGUUAUGAAAGUAUGUAUUUUGCCCUGCCCAAGUGGUAGGUGUUUUGUAUAUAUACAAUGGAGAAAUUUUAAGUGUGCUAAGGCACGUGAAAGACCAAUUUAUUUGCACAAGGUACUGAGAUUUUUCCCCCCAAGAAACAGCUGUUGAAUCUCAAGGUGAAGAUCUCAAUGUGAACAGUUUACUAAUGCACUACUGAAGUUUAAAUCUGUGGCACAAUCAUUGUAAACAUGGGGUUUGUCUAUGUUUUUCUAAAUUGAUUUCUGCCUUCUAAUCUGUAAUGACUGGAAAACUCCUAUUCCCAUUUUUACCAAACUUAAUUUCUGGUUUUUGGUUUAUAUCCAUUCAAAUUUAAAACUUUAAUACCAACAAAAUCGGUUGUAAUCAAAUUUUAAAAUAAUAAUAAUUUGGCCCCCCC
Messenger RNA from Hippopotamus amphibius kiboko, 1800 nucleotides. RefSeq names its product proline rich nuclear receptor coactivator 1 (gene PNRC1). The coding region runs from base 173 to 1159 and encodes 328 amino acids. Gene Ontology annotation, cellular component: P-body; nucleus. The record is from RefSeq and is a predicted model, not a curated record. Lineage: Eukaryota; Metazoa; Chordata; Mammalia; Artiodactyla; Hippopotamidae. Gene Ontology annotation, biological process: nuclear-transcribed mRNA catabolic process, nonsense-mediated decay. The transcript is spliced from 2 exons.